AUGAAUCUUUUUUGGAAUAUAGCCCCAGUCCAUAAAGAUGAUCCUGUUUUUAUACAGAAAUUGUUAUACAGUCGAGAUUAUUAUAAUCUUUUUGUUUCACAUUUAAGAACAAAUUCCGUUAUUCAUUUUGAUAUUGAAAGUAACUACGAAAACCACUUCCUCAAAAAUAUUAGAAAUAAUGAUGAUUAUAAUCAAAACAAUGAAGAUGGAAGUGAUGGUGAAUGGGAUGGUGAGAGUGAAGAUAGUUCUGAUGACUCCGAUAACUAUGAUGAUACUCAUCAAGGAGAAAAUCACGUUGAAGAAGAGGAAGAAGAAGAACUAGAAAGAGAACAAGCUUUCAUAAAAAACUCAUGUCGUACAGGAUGUUGGGAAUGCCCAGUUUGUGGUAUUGAUGGUGGUCCAUUUAACUUGAUAAUUGAUUUCCAACCUGAAAAUACUACUACCAAUAUCACAAAUUUACAAACAACACCACCACCUAUUGUUUCAAUGAUGUUACGAUUGGUGCUGAGUAAAAUGUCUCCUUUAUCCCGAUGUCAAGAUGCUGGUGAUAUCGAUGAUAUUUAA
Molecule: messenger RNA, 564 nt
Organism: Dictyostelium discoideum AX4
Lineage: Eukaryota; Evosea; Eumycetozoa; Dictyosteliales; Dictyosteliaceae
Exons: 5
Coding region: 1-564 (187 amino acids)
Source: RefSeq, a predicted model, not a curated record